GCCAGACUCCUAGGUGGGAACUCGGGAAAGCCAGUCUCUGCGGAGUGCGGAGUGUCCUUGUGUUUGGGACACAUGAUCUCUUGAGGUUCCCUAUGCUGAGGUUGUGCUUUCUCAUCAGUUUCACGUGCUUGGUGAAAUCAGAUACAGAUGAAACAUGCCCAUCCUUCACCAGACUGAGCUUCCACAGUGCGGUGGUAGGUACAGGACUAAGUGUGAGACUGAUGCUCUACACACAGAGAGACCAGACCUGUGCACAAGUCAUCAACUCCACAGCUCUGGGGAGCUUAAAUGUGACCAAGAAAACCACUUUUAUAAUCCAUGGUUUCCGGCCAACAGGCUCCCCUCCAGUUUGGAUGGAGGAGCUGGUACAGAGUUUGAUCAGGGUACAAGAGAUGAAUGUGAUGGUUGUUGAUUGGAAUCGAGGAGCGACGACUGUGAUAUACCCCCACGCGUCUAGCAAGACCAGAAAAGUAGCUCUUAUUUUGAAGGAAUUUAUCGACCAGAUGUUGGCCAAAGGAGCUUCUCUGGACAACAUUUACAUGAUUGGAGUAAGCCUAGGAGCCCACAUAUCUGGAUUUGUUGGAGAAAUGUAUGAUGGGAAGCUGGGGAGAAUCACAGGUCUUGACCCUGCAGGCCCUUUAUUCAACGGGAGACCUCCUGAGGACAGAUUAGAUCCCAGCGAUGCACAGUUUGUGGACGUCAUCCACUCAGACACUGACGCACUGGGCUACAAGGAAGCCCUAGGACACAUAGACUUCUACCCGAAUGGAGGACUGGAUCAGCCGGGUUGCCCCAAGACAAUAUUUGGAGGUAUAAAGUACUUCAAGUGUGAUCACCAGAUGUCCGUCUUCCUGUACCUUGCAUCCCUGCAAAAUAACUGCUCCAUCACGGCCUAUCCCUGUGACUCCUAUCGAGAUUAUAGGAACGGCAAGUGUGUCAGCUGUGGUGCUGGGCAAGUUGUGUCCUGUCCCCACCUGGGCUAUUAUGCUGACAACUGGAAAGAGUACUUAUGGGACAGAGAUCCUCCGAUGACAAAGGCGUUCUUCGACACGGCUGAGACAAAACCAUACUGCAUGUAUCAUUAUUUUGUGGACAUUGUAUCUUGGAACAAGAGUGUAAGAAGAGGGUUCAUUACAAUCAAACUGAGAGACGAAGAUGGAAAUAUCACAGAAUCCAAAAUUGAUCAUGAGCCGUCUGCAUUCCAGAAGUACCAUCAAGUGAGUCUCCUUGCGAGAUUUAAUCGAGAUCUGGAUAAAGUGGCAGAAAUUUCCUUGUUGUUCUCCACAAGGUCUGUGGUGGGCCCAAAGUACAAGCUCAGGGUCCUGCGAAUGAAGCUGAGGUCCCUGGCCCACCCAGACAGGCCUCACUUGUGUCGGUAUGAUCUCGUCCUUAUGGAGAAUGUUGAGACAUUCUUCCAACCUAUCCUGUGCUCCAAGCAGCAGAUGUAGCUGCUGUUAAGACAAGUGGCAGUGGUGACGUCAGGAUCUCUACAGCCACAGGCUUUUAGUGCCUAGCCCUACUGCGUCCUGAAGGCUCCCAAAGCAUGGGGGGAAAAAAACCAAGGUUAUUUUCGGCUGUGUUCCAAGGAUGUCACUUCACAAAAUGUCAAAGGACCUGUGAUUAUGAAACAGCACUGGGAGAGGAGCCCCUAAACUAGGGCAAGAUGGAAAUAGCUCAGCUCCCUACAGCAAAGCACUUCGGCUGGCUGCAUCCUGAGGCCUCACUUGUUCUCAACUGUCAAUUCUGCUGCCUGUCAUACCCACACCCUCAGGACCGUGGGGUAAGCAUCAGAGUGAAGUAACGCCUGGAGGCCUCUCAGGCAAUCUGUGUUCCUGUGCCCAGUCCUCUGCCAUCCUGGAAUGAGCUGGAGAAUGAACUGGACUACCUCAUGGGAACUGUGGGUUGGGAGGGCCAGUCUGAAGGGUCUGUGAAAUCCCUUGGGUCGAUAACUGGGGGAUGUGGACUACUGUGAAUCUGCUUUUAUUUUGGUAAGGUUUAGCUCUCAUGUGAGGAUACACAAUCUCUCUUUUUCAACUCCAGCUUCCCUCCUGGACUGUCUGCCUUGGAGCACCAAGAAGGCUCUGGCUUCCAGCCUUUUCUGAAGUGAUGCUGAUGGCCAGAGGUAUUGGGAUGAGCUUAUAGCCCUGAGGCCUGUGCUGCUAAGUGGAAGAAAGGAGAAGAAACAGGGGUAGCAUUUCAGCAUGUGGACUGGGCAGAGUGAGAGGCUGGAGGGAACCUGGCCAGCUUUCACUGAGGUUGCGGAAGUGUCAGUUACAGUGUUGUUUGUCUGCUCCGGGAGUGAACAUGCUGUGCAAUGAGCUCUGGUCUCAGCUUCAGAAAAAAAAAAUUUAAAGCAGUCCUUAAGACUGUUUUC
Messenger RNA from Arvicanthis niloticus (Nile rat), 2374 nucleotides. It is a transcript of the gene Liph, whose product is annotated as lipase H. Gene Ontology annotation, molecular function: glycerophospholipase activity. Gene Ontology annotation, biological process: lipid catabolic process. The record is from RefSeq and is a predicted model, not a curated record. Lineage: Eukaryota; Metazoa; Chordata; Mammalia; Rodentia; Muridae.